AUGGAGUGCGAAGGACAGGUGACACCGGAAGUUAGUUCGGAAUUGAAACCAAAAUUGGGACUUGAAUUUGAUUGCUGUGAGGAUGUGUUCAAUUUCUAUAAUAUGUAUGCUGCGAAAGCCAGAUUUGGCAUUCGGUGUUCUACAACGAGAACGUGCACAUUCACAGGAGAGGUAACAAGGAAAAAAUAUGUAUGCUGUAAACAAGGGUAUGCGUUGACAAGCACUGUUAGUCGUAAUAGAAGACAGCGAGGUUGUACUCGAACUGGGUGCAAGGCUAAACUUGCGAUUUUGAAGGUAAACGAGAAGAAUAAGUACACUGUUGUAGGAUUCAAUGAGGUACACAACCAUGACAUGACCACAGUUGAUAAAGUCCAUAUAUUGAGAUCUCACCGUAACUUAACAGAGUCUACAAAGGCCUAUAGUGCACAUAUGAGCAAAGUUAAUAUCCCUGUACAUAAACAGGUAAGCCUUCUUGAGGUGCAAGUAGGGGGAUUGGAAAAUGUUGGGUUUGUUAGGAGAGAUGUCUAUAAUUAUGCAAGGGACGUGCGUGGGGAGGUGAUUGGGCAUGAUGCAGAGCUGCUGAAGGAGCAUUUUUUGGCUGAGCAAGGAAAAAAUGAAUCAUUUUAUUUCAAUAUGGAGGUAGAUUCCGAAGGAAGGAUAGGAAAUGUUUUCUGGGCAGAUGCAAGGUCAAGACGAGCUUAUGGGUUUUUUGGGGUGUGGUGGUAUUUGAUACGACGUUCAACACGAACUGCUAUGAAAUGGUCUUUGCGCCUUUGUUAG
Messenger RNA from Prunus avium (sweet cherry), 780 nucleotides. Its product is annotated as protein FAR1-RELATED SEQUENCE 5-like. The record is from RefSeq and is a predicted model, not a curated record. NCBI's taxonomy places the organism in Eukaryota, Viridiplantae, Streptophyta, Magnoliopsida, Rosales, Rosaceae.